AAAUGACCGCACUCAUUCACCGGCCGACCUCGAGGGAGCAUCGGUUGCCCGGUAGGUUUGAGGUUAGGUUAGGUGGACGGUGAGCAGCUGACACUAUGGUGUGCGUUUACGGAGUGGCGACUGUGGCAGUCCUUUACGUCCUCUUCGACGUCAACUAUUUCCUGAGAAUUGCCUUCACCAUUGCUUGGGGCAGGCUGUUUCAGAAGAGAAAGAAGAUCUUCGACGAGACAGUGAUUUACGGUAUAUGCACGACCCAGGAUGUAGACAUUUUCUUGAAGCAUAUGAAUAAUGCAAGAUACUUGCGCGAGUUGGACUUUGCACGCUUCCACUAUUAUGACAGGACAGGUAUUUAUGGGGCUAUAAGUAAAAAGGGCGGAGGUGCCGUUCAAGGAGCUUCUUCUACUCGUUACAGACGUCCAAUUCCGAUAUUCACUCCGUACAAAGUUGUAACUAAAAUGAUUUACUGGGAUGAUAAGAAUUUCUAUUUGGAGCAUCAGUUCAUCAGCAUCACGGAUGGCUUUGUGCGAGCUGUUGUACUUAGCAAACAAAGCGUGACAAAUUUGAAGGUACCAGUACCUGAGAUUAUAGCUUCGGUGGAGCCUCAAGCACAGAGACCCGAACUUUCAAAAGAGUUAAGACAUUGGCUAGAGUCAAUGGAAGAAUCUUCUCAAAGGCUGAAGAAAUCGAGCUGAAUGAAAAUCAUUUCGACGUCUGUAUACCGAUCUCGCCUUCCUUGGCAGUGUUUACUAUACAUGUUUUUUUUUAAUCCUUUGUUGUACACAGUAUGCAAUAUUCCUUUAGAUACUUGUAAGUUACUGUUAUACGUUUUAACAGUUUGCGAUUGGAUAAAAAAGAUUUGUAUAGUGCUAAAAUGGGAUAUGUCCUGAAGAAACUGAAGAAGUUGACCGUAAUUUGAAUUUACUUUUGAUAACGUUGUCAUUGUAGCUCCUCUUAACAUUGUUGUAAGUCUAUUGUUUCAGAGGAAAGAAACAGACUAUAACAAAGGGUUAAAAUCUCAGAUUGUUGUUAAGUUAUGCUCAGGAUCGUACUAUCGUUAGCUUUUCUACAUACUUUGUUGUUAUUUGAUAACUUAUACUAUUAGUCGUUCUUCUUGCCUUGUAAGGUACAAAUUACGUACAUUUAUUAAGCACAGGUGUCUAUGUGUAAACAGAUGGGAACUUAUAUUUCAUUUAUAAAUGAAAAAUUCGAAUUAAUUCGAGUAAAAAUGUCACAUACGUCUUAUAGUA
This is a messenger RNA of Orussus abietinus, 1247 nucleotides long. Its product is annotated as protein THEM6. The transcript has 3 exons. The record is from RefSeq and is a predicted model, not a curated record. The coding region runs from base 96 to 692 and encodes 198 amino acids. Lineage: Eukaryota; Metazoa; Arthropoda; Insecta; Hymenoptera; Orussidae.